This is a messenger RNA of Melanaphis sacchari, 1318 nucleotides long. It is a transcript of the gene sea, whose product is annotated as putative tricarboxylate transport protein, mitochondrial. The coding region runs from base 53 to 997 and encodes 314 amino acids. Gene Ontology annotation, biological process: mitochondrial citrate transmembrane transport. NCBI's taxonomy places the organism in Eukaryota, Metazoa, Arthropoda, Insecta, Hemiptera, Aphididae. The record is from RefSeq and is a predicted model, not a curated record. The transcript has 5 exons.
UUUUACACAUUAAAUUAAAUUAUAUAAAUAAUAAAUUAUUAUUAUUAACAUAAUGGACGGAAAAAAUAAACUUGUAAGCCCUUUCUACAGACCCUGGAUGACAACGUAUGGAGCUGCUGCACCAGCUGGUGGAUCUAACAAGGGUCUGAAGGGCAUCGUUGCUGGUGGAAUUACUGGAGGUAUAGAAAUAUGUAUUACAUAUCCAACUGAAUAUGUAAAAACACAAAUUCAACUCGAUGAAAAAGCUGGUGCUAGAAAAUAUAAUGGUAUAUUGGAUUGCGUUAAGAAAACUGUAAAAAGCCAUGGUAUAUUUGGUUUAUAUCGUGGGCUUAGUGUGUUACUUUAUGGAUCUAUUCCAAAAUCAGCUGUUAGGUUUGGUGCAUUUGAAGCUCUUAGCACUCAAAUUGGAGGCAAUGGAGAAUUAACAGCUACUCAAAGAGUGUUGUGCGGUCUUGGUGCAGGCGUGUCUGAAGCCAUACUCGCAGUCACCCCAAUGGAAACCGUGAAAGUGAAAUUUAUUAAUGAUCAACGGCUAGAAAAACCUAGGUUCAAAGGUUUUUUCCAUGGGACCAGUAUUAUCAUCAAAGAACAAGGUAUUAGUGGUGUUUAUCAAGGAUUAAUGCCAACUAUAUUGAAACAAGGUACUAACCAAGCAAUUAGAUUUUAUGUAAUGGGUGCAUUAAAAAAUCUUUACAAGGGAGAUGAUCCUAACAAACCAGUACCUAAACUAUUAGUUGGAGUUUUUGGUAUGGUAGCAGGUGCUGCCAGUGUUUAUGGUAAUACACCAUUGGAUGUUGUUAAGACACGUAUGCAAGGAUUAGAAGCUAAAAAGUAUAAGAGCACAGUUGAUUGCAUGCUUCAAAUAUGGAAAAAAGAAGGACCUACAGCGUUUUACAAAGGAACUGUGCCUCGGCUUAGCAGAGUGUGUUUGGAUGUUGGUAUAACUUUCAUGAUUUAUGAUUCAUUCAUGGAUCUCUUCAAAAAAGUAUGGCCUUGAGUUACCUAAUAAAAAAAAAAAUCAACAACUAUACAAAAAUAAUAGUAAAACUAAAAGGAACACUGUGUAACUUGAUCCUUUUUCUGGAUAAUCCCAGUUUACUGCACAUAUUUUUCACCUAAUUAUCGAUACAUUAAUCAAUAUUCUGUCAACUGUACUUUUUAAAUGUUUUUUUAUUACUCAAAUUUUAAAAUUAGAAUGAAAAAUUAAAAUUAUUUAAGUGCUGUUAUUUUUAUAAUAAAUUAUCUGGUACAAAGUAAAUUAUUUUUAUUGGAAAUUUUUACAUUCCAAAAUGAAUAAGACGCACACAUUUUUUGUAAU